GAGAGAGAGAGAGACAGAGAAGAAGAUAUAGCAAAAACAGAGAAAAGAAGAAAAAGAAGAAGAGAAGAAAUAAGUGUAUACAACAAACAUUCUGCUUGGACAUAGAAGAGAUAAUUUAUUUGAGAAGAAUGUUUCAUCGUGGUGUUAUUUAUCGUUAGCAUGUAGUGCUUCGGGAUCGUCAGUUUUUUAAUAAAGAAUCCUUUAUCGGAUUCCAUUCAAUUAUUAAAUCUUCAUCGGGACGAUGUUUGUCAGGACUUUACAAUUACUUAUACGUUGAAGAUUACUUUUUUUUUUUCUCUUCUCUCAGUAAAUUAAAUACUUUCUUAUUAGCAACGUAUCCUCGCGAGAGUGUCAAUCGUACCGCUACGAGGGGUAUCGUUCAUAUAGUUUAAUUCUAUUUAGUUUUUCUUUUUUUUUCUUUCGAUAUUUAUUAUGUCGACGAAAAAUAUCAAAAGUAAUAAAAAGUAGGAGCAAAUCGUUGGAUGCGUAAAUUCGUUUAAUCUUUGCGCUCGGACCUUGUGGUGGAGAAAAAUUCGGUGACCUUGACAGUCCUGGAAGGUCAUCGACACAGUUGGUGUGCCGCGAUUCCGAAAUAGGAAUCGUGGGGUGAUUACUAAAAGUGUGUUAAGUGAAUAAUAAUUCAUUUUCUUUUUUUUCUUUUUUUUUUUUUUUGUUUCAUUUUGUCUUCUUAAACCAUUAACUCGUUCAGUGUCCGCCAACGCGCGCGGACCAUAAUCAUUGUUCGCAAAGAUGCCGAAGAUUUUUCUUAUAAAAAAUCGACUUCACCAGCAACAAUUGAGACUUCUUGAAGCUCAACAUGUUGGCAAAAGUCCUUCCCCUUGCAGCGGUAAGGAAAGUCCACUUGGUACCUCGGAACCGCUCAGUCUAAUUGUGAAUAAACAUCAAUAUCGCGAUAAAACUGAGGACGAUCGUGCUACUACUCCGGAAUCAUUAAGAAGCAGUAGUCCAGUACCAUCGCCACCACCGGUACCAUGUCAAUCAACAAACAACACACCAUCCAAUACACCACCGAGACGUUUUAUUUCAAGUAUACUUGGUGGAGAUGUACCAUAUGGAAGCAGGGGUCACGUAUUAACACGUGCUGAACGUAAAGAAUACAGUUCACCACCGAUCAUUCCUACACCUUCCGGAGAUGCACCGCAAUUUAUUACAAAAACGGAAAAACUCGUAUUACCGAGGCCACCCACCCCACCCAAGGUUCCACGUGUCGAACCACCGACCAGAGUUUCAGUGAUUCAGAGGGUACCGCAUCAGAGUCAAGGUAACUCCAGAAGAGAAGAGAAGAUCGAAGUUCCUCAAAGUCAGGAGCCUGAGCAGGAUCAACCAAUAGAUUAUGCCGUACCGAAAAGAAAAGAAGAAGACGAUGAGAGAGGUCGCGAGACCGCAAAAGCAUCACGAACCAUAUGUAAUUCUAUUGCCAGACCACUAUUGGCCAUGAGGCUUUCUGGGCCACAAAUUGUUCACACAGCGGCAGGACUUGGGAGGACCUCUAACUCUGGCAAUAAUGGCUCUUCCGGUUCAAAUUCUAGUUCAAGCGGUAAUAAUUCGUCUUCCUCGGGCUCGUCUUCAUCAUCGAACACGGGUAAUUCCUGUAGUUAUUCCGGAGGUGGAUCUUCCGGUGGGGGAGGUGGUGCUGUGGGUGGCGGUGCUGGUGGGGGUGGAAUGAAUCCUGGUGGUAAUGGGGGUCGAGGUAAUUAUGCCCCAAGUUCACCACCUACGGGUUCAUUACCACCAUUUUACGAGUCUCUCAAAGGUGGUAACAACCUGGCGAAUUUUGCGAACCAAUAUACCACCAGUCAAGGUAAUAACUACCUCACGCCGACCCCAGCAAUAGGAAUGGAAUGCGAUACGGGACAACAAGAUGUUAACUCGCAGCAUGCUCAAUACAAUGCACAGGAAGGCAAACAAUAUUCGUUAUUGCAAAAUGUUUGUGCCUCCUAUGGUUUGGCACUUAAAGAAGAAGAGGAUCUUUCUGCUUAUAAGAUCCAACCGAAUGAUUUAUUAUCCGGUCAAUAUAAUACAUACGACGUUACGGAAAACGGAAUGAUGGUCGACAUGGUGACAGGUGCAGUUGUUGAUCCAUUACAAAUAACAGCUACAUUGACCUUCAGCUCGCCGUCUGAUCAUACGGCAUUGUUGGAAAGUCUUAGCGACGCGGCUGAAUUUCUAUUACCUAAAUUACAAUCAGGAGAAGGAGGGAAUGAUUUACUCGAGGACUCGUUACAUUCGCCAGCCUCGGCUGGGAGUGGCAUAGUUCAAGAUGCAGGUCAAAUGACCACGCCCGUCGAACCCAGCGUAGACCCUUUUCCUGAGCAUAAUAUAGCCUUAACGAGAGGCUUCGAUGCAUCAAGGCAUUAUAAUGGAACACAGCAACAGUUCAAUACUAAACUGGUUGGUUUGACCUAUGCCACUGGGGAAACUGGUUAUCAACCAAUCGCGAAAGAGCGAUCGGAAUUGGCAUUGCAUUUAAAUCAAAAUCAUCAGAAUCAAUCGGAACCGCAAUUGCAACAAUUGCAAAUACAAGUACAAUUGCAGCAACAUCAGCAGCAGCAACAACAACAACAACAACAACAGCAACAAACUAAUAAUAUGUCGCCCCACCAUUCGCAACAGCAUCAAGGAUUGCUGAGCCCUGGUCUCAGUUUUGUUGGUAGCGGUUUGGAAUUGGAUUCCGGUAGCAGCGUCGGUGGAAGUUUACCAAGUCCCGGUGCAACAAGUUGUUCUUUGGACGGUGCUUCGACCAGCACAUCUCCGUCAUGUGCGUUAAUGGAACAUGCACCAAGUCCACCAAUUGGAGUAUCGAACGGUGUGAACACUCAAGUAAACGGACAAGUUGCUGAACCCCCUUUAUCUCAACGGGUCGGUGUACUACAGCAAAGGUUGGGAUUACCAGGUGACUGUCAAUUAGAAUUCGUUAAUGGUGGUCAUGGUAUAAAGAAUCCAUUAGCUAUCGAAGGACAAAGACAAGCCACUACCAGUCGUGAAGAAGAUAGAGCAGCACGACCAACAUCUGGAAAGGAGGAUGGACCAAUACGCUUCACUUGUCGCGUUUGUAGCAAACAAUUUAACUUGCAACGGCUUUUAAAUCGACAUAUGAAAUGCCAUAGUGAUGUUAAACGCUACCUGUGUACAUUCUGUGGUAAAGGAUUUAACGACACCUUUGAUUUGAAAAGGCAUACGAGAACGCAUACAGGAGUGAGACCGUACAAGUGUAAUCUAUGUGAAAAGAGUUUCACUCAAAGAUGUUCUCUUGAAAGUCAUUGUCUAAAGGUUCAUGGUGUUCAACAUCAGUAUGCUUACAAGGAGAGACGUACCAAGGUUUACGUAUGCGAAGAAUGUGGACAUACUACUCAAGAACCGGAAGUACAUUAUCUUCACCUAAAAGACAAACACCCGUAUAGCCCAGCUUUACUCAAAUUUUACGAUAAACGUCACUUCAAGUUCACUAACAGCAAUUUCGCCAACAUGUUGCUACAGGGUGGCAUGCUGCAACGAGACUCGAGGAUUUCGGAAAGCUGCGUUAAGUCGGCCUCUAAGAGCAUCGAAAAACCACUGCAGCGUGCCACAUUGUUACAUUUGGGUCGAGCAUCCAGUUUCUGAAGGUUUCAAGGUCAUCUAAUGGUCGGAAAUUCGUCUGGUAAUAAUCUCGGGAAAAUCUCUUCGGUGGAACGUACACGAAGAAGAAGAAGAAGAAGAAGAAGAAGAACGAUAACAAAGUUCAACUUCACUGUUGACAUAUAGAAUCGAGUUUUAAUGUCACUCAAAGAGAAAAAUUAGAGAUUAUUUUUUAGUUUUCCUCCCCCCCCCUAUGAGAAAGAAGCUAGGUAUACAUAAGGAAUCAGAUUUUCUUGAUGAGUUUAGUCGGUUCUUUUUUUUUUGUUUCAUUGUUCUCUCGCGUACAUUUAUUUACAAAUAUUAGUAUAUU
This is a messenger RNA of Polistes canadensis, 3946 nucleotides long. It is a transcript of the gene ovo, whose product is annotated as protein ovo. The transcript has 10 exons. Lineage: Eukaryota; Metazoa; Arthropoda; Insecta; Hymenoptera; Vespidae. The coding region runs from base 751 to 3621 and encodes 956 amino acids. Gene Ontology annotation, molecular function: DNA-binding transcription factor activity, RNA polymerase II-specific; RNA polymerase II cis-regulatory region sequence-specific DNA binding. Gene Ontology annotation, biological process: regulation of transcription by RNA polymerase II; epidermal cell differentiation. Gene Ontology annotation, cellular component: nucleus. The record is from RefSeq and is a predicted model, not a curated record.